Messenger RNA from Bursaphelenchus okinawaensis, 2662 nucleotides. The record is from the annotation of a GenBank genome assembly. Lineage: Eukaryota; Metazoa; Nematoda; Chromadorea; Rhabditida; Aphelenchoididae.
AUGAAAGAUGGAGGGGAAGAUGUUGUGGGAGGAAAGCGUCGGGUAGAUAAGUUUAGUAUUCUUGCUGAAUUUGACGAAGGAAAUGAAGAUUGUUCAGCUGAAAUUGGAGAGGGUGAGUUGGUUUUCUUGAUUGCUGAAACAAUAAUUAUUUAAAUUAAAAUUUUUCUUGAUUAUUUUAGCUAUACUAGACGUCACAGAAGCUGAAAAGCGGGAAAACUCAAAAGAAGAAAUAGAGAAGAUAAGCCGGAGACGUGUGAAAGUAUUUGGUACACCUACUAUAACAAUCAAGAAGCACGAGUUGUGGUUAGAUGGUAAGUUAUUAACGUUUAUAUUGUUUUAUGUUUAGAUUUGGCGCAGCUUUGUCACAGCUUCUUCAUACCUAUAGAAGUGCCUCGACCAGGAUGGUUUCGAACUACAAAGUUCAAAAAACCAUCACAUCUCGUUUUGGCAAGGAUAAAUUGUACUGAACAAUUGAUAGUAAGUGUUUAACUUAUUUUUUCAAUGUUCUUACUCUGCUGUUUCGAAAAUUAUUUUUGCUACGUGUAAAUUAGCUUAUUUUGUCUUUUUUACAUGUAAAUUAAUUUAUUUUUUACUUUCUUACAUGAAAAUUUGUUUAAUUGUGAGAGUUAUACGUUUUUGAAAAUAAAAUAAUAUUUUUUUAAAAACAAUAUCCAAAAAUUGGCUGUUUUAGCGUGACGAAAAUAACAAAAUGCAGUUUCUUCACGGGUUUUUUGGUAAGAGAUUUACUCCGGUUGAUGAGGAAGUUUGCGAUUCAAUGGGAUUCUGGAAGCGGUUGAUGGAGAUCUCGCUGCCGAGGAUGUCCCACAUUAAACACAUGCUCAAGGUAAGUUUAGUUUUAAUUUCUAGGUAUUAGUCGAUGCUUUUGUCUUUGCUAAAGUUAUUAAACGUUUGUUUCAGUAUUUACAACUUCAGUUUUUUUCAGAAAUCAGAUGAUCCCAUUCAAUCAGCAAUUUCCGAAAACAAUCUCAAGUUGCAGUUACUGACUUCAGUGGAACAGAUGAUGUUCUUCAACUAUCCGCUAACCGGGUUUACUGAAGAUAUGGACGGCAUAGCAUCGGUUGUCAACACUCGACAAUGUUACGGUCGAUUAACUGAAACCUCACCAGUCUUUGUGGUCGAUUGUGAAAUGUGUCAGACUACGGCCUGUAAAUCUGAACUUACUAGAGUUACUUUGGUAAGUUUUGCUGAUGUUUACUAGAUUAUAUUAGUGAUGGUUAUUAUAAUAUAUUCUUUCGUGAUUUUCAGAUAGACGAAGAAGGUAAUAUUGUGAUUGACUCAUUUGUGAAACCAAAGAACAAGAUUACUGAUUAUGUGACAUGUUUUAGUGGGGUGACUAAAGAGAGUCUGGAAGGGGUUACUGUGACAGUGGAAGACGUACAAGAAACUUUACAGCGAGUUUUGCCGCCAAAUGCUAUCUUGGUCGGUCAUUCAAUCGAAAAUGAUCUCAUGGCUAUGAGAGUGUCACAUCCGUAGGUUUUAAAGCAUGUAAAACAAGUUUAUGGUACUUUAUUAGAUUUUUAGACUGUAUUUAAAGAAAUAGUAUUGACUAUAUCAUAUAUACUUUGCUGAUAUUUACAGGUACUGCAUAGACGUAGGACUGAUUUACUCAUCAAAAAUGAACCGAAGAAGUCGGCAAUCAUUAAAGAAGCUGGCGGAUUGUUACCUCGGAGAGACGAUUCAGUCUUCAGAUAAUGGACAUUGCUCAUACGAAGAUUGCUGGGCUACAUUACAGCUGUUCAAGUUGAAACUAAAGCAUGGUAUUGUUUUUGGAAGUGUAGCUGACGGCUUCGAUCAUCUGGAGUGGACUCAAAACUUUGAGAAACCUCAGAAGAGUAAUUUAGAUGAUCAGAAGGUAAGAUAUACGUAUAUAUUUUGUUGUAAAGAUAGUUUUUGAUGUGAAGUACGGUAUUGGAGGAACGUAUAUAUAAUUUUAUAAAUUAUCGUAAUAUUAUUGUAGAAAACGUAUGUGAAGAAUGUAAAGUUACCUCCACCAAAGUGCGUUGGUCAUUGUGUGUCAUGUGGAAGUGAAAUCAAGAGCCAAUGCUGUGUAGAAGAGUGUCUGUGCAUGAAAAGACAACCCAAGAAGUGUAUUUUGUGUGCAGGAAAAGGAGAAGAAUAUCAGGAUCCAGAUGAGCAUGAGCGAUUUAACUAUGGGUAGGCUUUUCUUUAAGAUUGUUGGCUAUUUUGUAUUAUAAUUUAUACAAAACCAUUUUGAUAUAGCAUUUCAGCACUUGCUGGAUGUACGUUCUACUAAUUUUAACUAAAUUCUUUUAGAGUAGCGAUCAAAAAGUUCGUAGAGAAGACAAAAACCCCGAUAAACGAAGUGACAGAAGCUUUUACCACGAAGAAGGCUCUCUUUGCCAGAUACAUGGAUAACAUCGAAGCACAGUCGAUUAAGAAUGUGACAAUAUGUGACAUGACAGACCUCACAACACCAGAAGAGAUCAAGGACUAUAUUUUGGAUGCUAACGUGAUGGAGAACGACCUCUGUGUAAUCGAGUACAACGCUGAAGAAGGUUCAGAAGAAGCUGUAGAUCAACUUUUGAAACAUGUUCACAACUCAAUGGCCCCAUUUGGUAUCUUAGCUUUGGUGUUGUGCACAACAACACGAGCUAUCAUGCAUUUUGGAGUAAAAAUUUAG